AUGGCCAAAUCGUUCACCUACCAAGAAAUUGCAGACCACAAUUCAGAACAGGACCUGUGGUUAAUUAUUAACGGCAAAGUUUACGAUUGUUCCAAGUUUGCAGAUGAACACCCUGGUGGCGACGAAGUGUUGUUAGAUUUAGGAGGUCAAGAUGCCACCAUUCCAUUUUUAGAUAUAGGCCAUACCGAUGAUGCCGUGAAACUCUUAGACCACAUGUAUAUUGGUGAUGUUGAUGAAACUUCGGAAAAAGUCCACCCUGAUGAGACUGAGACAGUAACAACCACUACUAAAGAAGGUGCUGGUGCUUUAUGGUUAGCGUUUAUUUUUAUUUUUUGGCCGCCGCUUACUACAAUUAUUACCACAAUAAAUGGUUCUAAAAACCAAGCUGCUGCUAUAAAAAGUGAACUACUUAUUUAUUAUUUGAACUUAGAUAUUUAA
Molecule: messenger RNA, 438 nt
Organism: Eremothecium cymbalariae DBVPG#7215
Lineage: Eukaryota; Fungi; Ascomycota; Saccharomycetes; Saccharomycetales; Saccharomycetaceae
Gene: CYB5
Product: Cyb5p
Exons: 1
Coding region: 1-438 (145 amino acids)
Biological process (GO): sterol biosynthetic process
Cellular component (GO): intracellular membrane-bounded organelle; endoplasmic reticulum membrane
Molecular function (GO): heme binding
Source: RefSeq, a predicted model, not a curated record